GGAGCAUAGAAAUGCGGUUACUGAAGGGUGCAGUUAAUUAUAGGCGGUGAACUAUCCGGCCUUUCUUGUUUUUUUAAAAAAUCCACCUGGGAGAACCAUUAAUGCAAAAAGAUAUGUCCAAAUAUUGUCGUUUUUAGCCCUCAGCACGUUUAUUUUGUAGCUGUUUAAACUCCAAUUCUCCUUCCCGGAUCACUUUAACGAUGCAUGUUGUGGUCACUGUCAAACUGGAUCUAUAAACUCCCAUCUCACCGCCUCCUAGAGGGUUUACUGUUGAGAAUUUGGUGCGGGUGGAUUUCUCUGUGCAGUGGGCGUGCCAGUGGCUGGAUGAGAUGGUGUGUGCGUUUCUAGUACCUAUGAGGAUCGGGAUAUGAUAGGAUCUCUGGUGGCGUACUUUGCGUGCAGAGGUUCUUGCUGUGCUUUCCUUUGUCCGGGAGCCCAUGGUUGUGUGGCCUUGUUCAUUUUGCAGUAAAAUAUCGUGAAUGUUUGCACUGGGAUUUAUUUCUGUAGACUUGGGAUAUGGCUUUGCAGCAGCUUUGCGUGUGAGCUCUGACACCUUAAGAAGCUCUCACCAUUUCCCACUCCAAGCUGAGCAGAUUUCGAAAGACAUUUCUGAAAAUGACCAGCCUUUUCCGUCGGAACAGUAACAAUGGCAACUCCAAGAAUGGCUCAGCCAACGCGCCGUCACAGCUGCUCAACAACAGCCGGCCCCCCCGACAGGUCCGGAGACUCGAGUUCAACCAAGCCAUGGAGGACUUCAAAGUCAUGUUUCCGAACAUGGACUACGACGUGAUCGAGUGUGUCCUGAGGGCCAACAACGGAGCGGUGGAUGCCACCAUUGACCAGUUGUUGCAGAUGAACUUGGACUGCGGAUUUGACAAUGGGUAUGAUGAUAGCUCGGACUCUGAUGACAGUAUUCCCCCAGAGAUUUUGGAGAGGACGCUAGAGCCGGACAGUUCUGAUGAAGAGCCUCCUCCUGUGUACUCUCCUCCUGCCUAUGACAUGCAUGUGUUUGACCAGGGUUAUCCGCAGCUCCCUCCAGUGCCACCGCGACGGGUUGACGCACAGAGCUCGGGUGGGAGCCAGUCAAAAGUACGCUAUCGGAAUUGGAAUCCGCCGUUACUCGGUAACCUUCCUGACGACUUCCUGCGAAUUUUACCUCAGCAGCUUGAUGUGGUGCAGAACUCACAGAAGGGCCAUCAUGGGAGCGGCCAAGACUCACAAGGAUCACUUGAGCAGGAGCGAAAGCUGAAGCAGUACCUGGAGGAUGAGCGGAUUGCACUGUUCCUGCAGAAUGAGGAGUUCAUGAAGGAGCUGCAGCGGAACCGUGAGUUCUUGCAGUCACUGGAAAAAGAUCGGCUAAAGUACGAGUCUAAGAAGUCGAAGACCAACAGUGCGAAUGAAUCUCUGUCCUCUGGCAACAAUAGUUUUCCCUCAGCAGUUCCAGCAGUUGAACCUGGUACCUCUGGUGUUGCUGAAGCAAGCAGUUUAGUAUUUGAUGAUGCGAUGUUCAGGGACAAACUGAAACACAUGGGAAAAUCGACAAGGAAGAAACUUUUCGAGCUGGCCCGAGCAUUCUCUGAGAAGACAAAAAUGAGGAAGUUGAAGCGAAAGCAUUCCUUAAAGCACCACACUCUCGGAACUGCAGCCUCAACAGCUAACCUCCUCGAUGAUGUAGAAGGGAAUUCUUGUGAUGAAGAUAUCCAGUUCAGGAAGCAGCCCCUACAGGAAGAAGAUGAAGAAAAUGAGGAUGGGCAGUCCUGAUGCUGACACCUUUUCUGCUGAAGGAGCUGCUUUCACUGAUUAAGCAAAAGGACAAUUAUUCUUUACAGAUGAAGUUGGUGGCAUCUCUUCAUCUGCUUUUUAAUAACUUCUGUAAUGAAUAAGGCACAAUUAAAUGGAAAAAAAAUCAAGGGAUACCCAUCCAUCACCAUUGUAAGUGCAGGGUUUGGGUGUAUUCAUGUUUUUAUCUUUAAUUCUCUGUUUAAUUCAUCAAAUUUAUAAAUGUCUAGAUUUUUCUAUCCAGACCUUGCUAUAAUCCUAACCCUGACUCACAAUGGUUGAGAGCAACUGGUAGAGGGCUGAGCCUAGUUUUUAACUAUAUGUAUGGCAAUAUUUUUUGAUAGAAGAGGCCAACUUCAGGCAUUGAAUUGUAUUCCAUUUGGGCUGCUGUUUGAUUCAAGUAGGCAGCACAAUUCCUUAGCUCACUGUCAAAUGAUGUCGUUUAGGUUGUUGCGUGCCUAAUGAUAUACUGUAUUAAUUAACAGGCCCAUUCAAUAAGCCGGAACAUAUUUGAUUAUGUAAAUGUUUCUGUUGUAAUUGCCGGGCCAGUUCGUGCUUUUUUUCCUUUUUUUUAAAGAAAUACUAGAUUAUAGUGGAACAGGAUGGACUGAAAUGAAGAACCGUCUGAUUGUCAUGGUAAACAUCGAUGGAUAAGGAGCUACUGGGGCCUUUGUAAUGUUGAAUCACAAUCCCACCCACUGCAAAAACACCAAUUGGACACUCAGCCAGAAUGAUUAUUUAGCAGAAUACAAAUAUUAAAACAGAUCACUGCAGCUUAUGGUGAAAGGGGCUGUACAACAUAUAAACCACAGUUUAAACUGCCCUAUUACUGUGUGGACAUGUGUGCUGUGAGGAACAUAACCCACACAGCAGUUUAAACCGAUGAGGAAUUUGCUAAUGCUUUCAGUAUCCUGUUUAACUCUUUCACAUGAGCCGGCCUGAGCUAUGGAAAAUCAAAAACUGGUAGAAAAUCCAAUUAGUUUUGUUUCUCCCUUCAGUAUUGGGGCUUUGGCUGUUCAGUUUUGCUAAUAUUCCUGUUGAAUAUGACCCAUUUGUUCACUUUCUUCAAUCAUGUAACGGGGAGACAGAUGUGCAAUCAAAUUGAUUGAAUCAAAAACACCAUAGCCAGGCUCUCAAGGAGGUAGGUCUUUAAGGAGGACUCAGACAAAAAGUAAUAAAGAAGGAGUCUUGUAUAUCUCCUUGUAGCUGCUCACAGUUUAAGCAAGAAUUUGUCAACGGGUCAUUUAUUCACCUUUUCACCAUUGUAAAAAAGAGGAGGAAAAGGAAUUAAAAUGAUGAGGUAUGAAAUUC
Molecule: messenger RNA, 3090 nt
Organism: Stegostoma tigrinum
Lineage: Eukaryota; Metazoa; Chordata; Chondrichthyes; Orectolobiformes; Stegostomatidae
Gene: cuedc1b
Product: CUE domain containing 1b
Exons: 11
Coding region: 616-1761 (381 amino acids)
Molecular function (GO): ubiquitin binding
Source: RefSeq, a predicted model, not a curated record